CACGACCUCAAUGCCUGUACCAACUACAUCCAAUACCAGAGUGCGUGUUUCUACUGAACACCUAACCUCUGACCCAGUGACUACUGUACCUGUUCAAAACACUCCUUCUACACCUAUACCAACUACAUCCAAUACCACAGUGCGUGUUUCUACUGAACAGCUGUCUACCAGACUCCUAACCUCUGACCCACUGACUACUGUACCUGUUCAAAACACGACCUCAAUGCCUGUACCAACUACAUCCAAUACCACAGUGCGUGUUUCUACUGAACACCUAACCUCUGACCCACUGACUACUGUACCUGUUCAAAACACGACCUCAAUGCCUGUACCAACUACAUCCAAUACCACAGUGCGUGUUUCUACUGGACACCUAACCUCUGACCCACUGACUACUGUACCUGUUCAAAACACGACCUCAACGCCUGUACCAACUACAUCCAAUACCACAGUGCGUGUUUCUACCAGACUCCUAACCUCUGACCCAGUGACUACUGUACCUGUUCAAAACACGACCUCAAUGCCUGUACCAACUACAUCCAAUACCACAGUGCGUGUUUCUACUGAACACCUAACCUCUGACCCAGUGACUACUGUACCUGUUCAAAACACUCCUUCUACACCUUUACCAACUACAUCCAAUACCACAGUGCGUGUUUCUACUGAACAGCUGUCUACCAGACUCCUAACCUCUGACCCAGUGACUACUGUACCUGUUCAAAAACCAACUACAUCCAAUACCACAGUGCGUGUUUCUACUGAACACCUAACCUCUGACCCAGUGACUACUGUACCUGUUCAAAACACGACCUCAAUGCCUGUACCAACUACAUCCAAUACCACAGUGCGUGUUUCUACUGGACACCUAACCUCUGACCCACUGACUACUGUACCUGUUCAAAACACGACCUCAAUGCCUGUACCAACUACAUCCAAUACCACAGUGCGUGUUUCUACUGAACACCUAACCUCUGACCCAGUGACUACUGUACCUGUUCAAAAACCAACUACAUCCAAUACCACAGUGCGUGUUUCUACUGAACAGCUGUCUACCAGACUCCUAACCUCUGACCCAGUGACUACUGUACCUGUUCAAAAACCAACUACAUCCAAUACCACAGUGCGUGAUUCUACUGAACACCUAACCUCUGACCCACUGACUACUGUACCUGUUCAAAACACGACCUCGACGCCUGUACCAACUACAUCCAAUACCACAGUGCGUGUUUCUACUGAACAUCUAACCUCUGACCCAGUGACUACUGUACCUGUUCAAAUACCAACUACAUCCAAUACCACAGUGCGUGUUUCUACUGGACAGCUGUCUACCAGACUCCUAACCUCUGACCCAGUGACUACUGUACCUGUUCAAAAAACAACUACAUCCAAUACCACAGUGCGUGUUUCUACUGAACACCUAACCUCUGACCCAGUGACUACUGUACCUGUUCAAAUACCAACUACAUCCAAUACCACAGUGCGUGUUUCUACUGGACAUCUAACCUCUGACCCAGUGACUACUGUACCUGUUCAAAUACCAACUACAUCCAAUACCACAGUGCGUGUUUCUACUGGACAGCUGUCUACCAGACUCCUAACCUCUGACCCACUGACUACUGUACCUGUUCAAAACACUCCUUCUACACCUGUACCAACUACAUCCAAUACCACAGUGCGUGUUUCUACUGAACAGCUGUCUACCAGACUCUAA
Molecule: messenger RNA, 1711 nt
Organism: Oncorhynchus gorbuscha (pink salmon)
Lineage: Eukaryota; Metazoa; Chordata; Actinopteri; Salmoniformes; Salmonidae
Product: mucin-5AC-like
Exons: 1
Coding region: 11-1711 (566 amino acids)
Source: RefSeq, a predicted model, not a curated record